AUGGACAACAACGGGCAAUGGUACCCAGGGCCCAGUGCCCCUGUCGAAUACCCAUCGGCACCAGCCUUCCAACACCAACACCAGUGGCCUGCACAGCCAGCCAUGUCACAGCACAUCAGUCCACAGCAGGCUUUUGAGCAACAGGCUAUGCAACAACAAGCCAUGCAACAACAAGCCAUGCAACAACAAGCUAUGGAACUUCAGACUAUGUCACCCUGGGAUUUCCAACCCCAAGCCUUCCAAUCCCAGGCCUUCCAACCCCAGGCCUUCCAACAACAAGCCUUCCAACAACAGGCCUUCCAAGAUCAGGCCUUCCAAGACCAGGCCUCCCAGCAACAACAAGCCUUCCAGCAACAACAAGCCUUCCAGCAAUGGGUUAUGCCACCACAGGUUAUGCCACAGGGAGAUCUCCAACUGCAGGAUUUCCAACAUCCAUAUAUCCAUCAAUCUGGUGUUCAACAACAGGUUAUGCCACAGCAGUGUAUCCCACAACAGGGUGUCCCACAACAGGGCGUCCCACAACAGGGCAGCCCACAACAGGGUUUACAACCGCCUGCUAUGCAACAACCUCCUAUGCAACAAUCUCCUGUGCAACAACAGGUUGUGCCACAACAGGCUGUCCAACAACAGGAUGUCCAACAACAGGAUGUCCACCAACAGGAUGUCCAACAACAGGAUGUCCAACAACAGGCUAUCCAACAACAGGCUGUCCACGAACCAGCUGCCCAACCACAAGCUGUCCCACAGCAGGCUCUCCAACAACAGACCCACCAGCAAGUACAGACACCGGCUCAGACGUUCGAGGAAAAGAAGGCCGCCUUCCGCGAAAUCCCACACGCCCACCCAAAUCCUGUGGCAAGGCCCGGCCCAGGACGGAAGAAGAAGGCCCGCCCAUUCUGGCCGCCUGCAAACGCCGGUGAAGACCUCAAGGCAGAUUACGAGGAGCUUCACAUCGCCCACGAGAGGGUGGAGGGCGCCGAAAAGAAACUCAGCAUGAACAGGGACCCUUCCAAGGCUGUGCACUACCAGAAGAUGGUACUGCGCAACAUGCAAACUCGGGAAACUCUGUGGAACGCCUGCGAACUUGAGGAGAACGACCUUCCUGACAAUGCUCCUUUGGAAGAACACGAGUCGAAAAUGACAAAGCUCCACGAUUCAUACUUGGAGAGUUGCAACCGAUUGCAGACAAGGAGGAAUGAGCUGAUGGCUGAACACCCAGAGCUUGUGGAUCCUCAAACCCUUCAAUUCAAUGAGAGAGGCCUGAGCAAGAAGGAGAGGGAGAGCCUAACCUCGACGCGAAAUUGGAACAAUCGCUACAGUGCCAGGUUGUCGCGCACAUACACCAAGUUUUAUCUCGCACUGGAACGCGAAUAUCAGGGGUGGCCACUGUGCUACCAAAACCUCAAGCGCAUCCACAAAGCCCGUUGCUACAAUUUUGUGGCAGCCAUGAUGUGGCCUGAAGAUCCCCGUUCGCGGGAGGAAUUCUCAACCCUUGACGAGGCUGCAUGGUUUGCUGCCUGGAGCAGGUAUCAAGACAGGGACAAUGGACUACUUCCACCACAACAAAGUGCUUCAAUCGCCCACGAACAGUCUCAGACGCAGCCUGAUGCCCAGCAGGUCCAAAACCAACCAGCUGACCAUUUGAACGGGCAAGAAGCUGCCGCCGAGCCGGAUGACCUCCAAGACGCAAUGGAGUUUGCUCGCGACGACCUUGAAGAAGGCAAUAAGAUCCGAACGGCUAUGGCCGAGAUUCAAAACAUUCACAACGCUCCUGCGGGUGCUAACAACCAUCAACCACCGGCUGCCGGGACUGGAGACCUGGACGCCGAGCACGAAAUUGUGCCCGGAUACGGCGAAGAUGUCCAAGAUGAACAAGAAAAUGUCAACCUAUGUGACGUGCCUGGUGAGGAUCUCGAAGCCGAGAUAAAGAGAUGGACACCCGACGACGCUGAAGAAAGCAACCAAGACCAACCAAUGGCUAUCGGAGAUGGGAACCUGGACUCCGAAUACAGCGGAGAUGUUGCGAUGCCUGAUCAUUCUCCUCAGAACACAGAGGAAGGAAAGCAAGACGAGGCUUCCGAGGCUUCAGACGACUCACUUUUCGGGCCUGAAUAG
This is a messenger RNA of Diaporthe amygdali, 2115 nucleotides long. RefSeq lists its product as uncharacterized. The transcript has a single exon. The coding region runs from base 1 to 2115 and encodes 704 amino acids. The record is from RefSeq and is a predicted model, not a curated record. Lineage: Eukaryota; Fungi; Ascomycota; Sordariomycetes; Diaporthales; Diaporthaceae.